AUGGCGGACCCCGCCACGACAUACCAUGCACAGGGACGAUAUGAGGAGACUGAGCAGCUCCACCGAUCCGCCUUAGACCUCCGUCGACUAAUCCUCGGAGAAAGUCAUCCUUAUACGAUUCAGAGUAUGGAGUACCUCGCUUCCACGUAG
Molecule: messenger RNA, 150 nt
Organism: Fusarium redolens
Lineage: Eukaryota; Fungi; Ascomycota; Sordariomycetes; Hypocreales; Nectriaceae
Exons: 1
Coding region: 1-150 (49 amino acids)
Molecular function (GO): protein binding
Source: RefSeq, a predicted model, not a curated record